AUGUCUGAAGGCUUUAAAUUCGAAACUCCUCAAUUCGACCCAAGAUUCCCAAAUCAAAACCAAUCCAAGCAUUGUGCUCAAUCAUACGUUGAUUAUCAUAAAUGUGUCAAUGUUAAAGGUGAAGAUUUCGAACCAUGUAAGAUUUUUUUCAAAACCUUCACUUCUUUAUGUCCACUUGAUUGGGUUGAAAAAUGGGAUGACCAAAGAGCUGCUGGUAAGUUCCCAAUUGAUUUAGAUGCUUAA
Messenger RNA from Hemisphaericaspora subhashii, 243 nucleotides. RefSeq names its product cytochrome c oxidase subunit VIb. The transcript has a single exon. Gene Ontology annotation, cellular component: mitochondrion; respiratory chain complex IV. The record is from RefSeq and is a predicted model, not a curated record. Bases 1 to 243 code for a protein of 80 amino acids. Lineage: Eukaryota; Fungi; Ascomycota; Pichiomycetes; Serinales; Debaryomycetaceae.